GAAAGGGGAAAGAGGUAUAAGGGGGCUGGCAAAGAUUGAGAUGGGUGGGGGGAAUUUGUAGGAGGUGGUAAAUGACAUCACAGCAGCCCAAGUGAAUAAGGUGGGGAGAGAGAGGAGGCAGCAGGAACAGAGUGGACUGGGUCUGAGAGUUUGGCAAUUAAGAGUCAUCACUGCAGUCUGCUCCUGCAGGGCACCCUGGCAGCCCCCGAGGGACCAUGCAGAGAUCACCCCUGGAAAAGGCAAAUGUCCUGUCGAAACUUUUCUUCAGGGAAUGGGACAGAGAACUGGCAUCAAAGAAAAAACCUAAACUCAUUAAUGCCCUUCGGCGAUGUUUUUUCUGGAGAUUUGUGUUUCAUGGAAUCAUAUUAUACUUAGGGGAAGUAACCAAAGCAGUGCAGCCUCUCUUAUUGGGACGAAUCAUAGCCUCCUAUGAUCCUGACAACAAAGUAGAACGAUCCAUUGCAAUUUAUCUAGGCAUAGGUUUAUGCCUUCUCUUUAUAGUGAGGACACUGCUUCUACACCCUGCCAUCUUUGGCCUUCAUCACAUAGGAAUGCAGAUGAGAAUAGCCCUGUUUAGUUUGAUUUACAAAAAGACCUUAAAACUGUCAAGCCGUGUUCUAGAUAAAAUAAGCACCGGACAGCUUAUCAGUCUUCUUUCCAACAAUCUGAACAAGUUUGAUGAGGGGCUGGCGCUGGCACAUUUUGUCUGGAUCGUACCUUUGCAAGUGGUGCUCCUGAUGGGACUUCUUUGGGAACUGCUACAAGCCUCAGCGUUUUGCGGACUUGCUUUCCUAAUAGUACUUGCUCUGUUCCAAGCCUGGUUAGGACAGAUGACGAUGAAGUACAGAGAAAGGAGAGCAGGAAAGAUAAAUGAAAGACUUGUGAUAACUUCAGAAAUGAUUGACAAUAUACAGUCUGUUAAGGCAUACUGUUGGGAAGAAGCAAUGGAAAAGAUGAUUGAAAAUCUAAGACAAACUGAACUGAAACUGACCCGAAAAACCGCAUAUGUGAGAUACUUCAAUAGCUCAGCCUUCUUCUUCUCAGGUUUCUUUGUUGUAUUUUUAGCUGUGCUUCCUUAUGCCUUGAUCAAAGGAAUUGUUCUACGAAAAAUAUUUACAACCAUCUCAUUCUGCAUCGUUCUUCGAAUGGCAGUCACUCGGCAGUUUCCCUGGGCUGUGCAAACCUGGUAUGAUUCUCUGGGAGCAAUAAACAAAAUACAGGAUUUCUUACAAAAAGAAGAAUAUAAAACAUUGGAAUACAACUUAACAACUACAGAUGUUGUGAUGGAAAACAUAACAGCAUUCUGGGAUGAGGGAUUUGGGGAAUUGUUUGUAAAGGCAAAACAGAACAAUAGUGAUGGGAAAAUUUCCAAUGGUGACAAUGGCCUCUUCUUCAGCAACUUUGCACUUCUUGGUACUCCUGUCCUUAAAAAUAUAAAUUUCAAGAUAGAAAAAGGACAGUUAUUGGCUGUUGCUGGAUCUACUGGGGCAGGCAAGACUUCACUUUUAAUGUUGAUCAUGGGAGAAUUGCAACCUUCAGAGGGCAAAAUUAAGCACAGUGGAAGGAUUUCCUUUUGCUCACAGUUCUCCUGGAUUAUGCCUGGUACUAUUAAAGAAAACAUUAUCUUUGGUGUUUCUUAUGAUGAAUACCGAUAUAGAAGUGUCAUCAAAGCCUGCCAACUAGAAGAGGAAAUAUCAAAGUUUGCAGAAAAAGACAACACAGUUCUUGGAGAAGGUGGAAUCACUCUGAGUGGAGGUCAACGAGCAAGAAUUUCUUUAGCAAGAGCAAUAUACAAAGAUGCAGAUUUGUACCUUUUAGAUUCUCCAUUUGGCUAUUUAGAUGUGUUAACAGAAAAGGAGAUAUUUGAAAGCUGUGUCUGCGAGCUGAUGGCGAACAAAACCAGGAUAUUGAUCACCUCUAAAAUGGAGCAUUUAAAGAAAGCUGACAAGAUAUUAAUUUUACAUGAAGGCAGUUGCUAUUUUUAUGGGGCCUUUUCUGAACUUCAAAGUCUGAGACCUGACUUUAGCUCAAAACUCAUGGGAUUUGAUUCUUUUGACCAGUUCAGUGCAGAAAGAAGAAACUCAAUCCUAACAGAAACCCUGAGACGUUUCUCAAUAGAAAGUGAUACUGCUGUUUCCUGGAAUGAAGGAAAAAAGCAAGCUUUUAAACAAACUGGAGACUUUGGGGAAAGAAGAAAGAAUUCUAUUCUCAGCCCACUGAACUCCACUAGGAAAUUUUCAGUAGUGCAACAGCAAAUUGAAGAAAAUGAUGAUGAGCCAUUAGAAAGGAGGUUGUCUUUGGUGCCUGAUUCAGAGCAGGGAGAGGCCAUUCUGCCUAGGAGUAACAUGAUAAACACUGGUCCAACAUUCCAAGGACGAAACAGGAGACAGUCAGUAUUGAACCUGAUGACCCGCCCCUCAGUUCACCAAGGUCAGAACAUGCACAAAACGGGAAAUGCUGCUGUCAGGAAGAUGUCCAUGGUCCCUCAGUCUAAGUUAUCUGAAAUAGAUAUCUACUCCCGACGUUUAUCCCGAGAUAGUGGCAUGGACAUAAGUGAUGAAAUUAAUGAAGAAGAUUUAAAGGAGUGGUUUUUUGAUGAUGUAGAAAACAUCCCAUCUGUUACCACAUGGAACACCUACCUCAGAUAUAUUACUGUUCAUAAGAGAUUAGUUUUUGUGCUAAUUUGGUGCCUCGUUGUUUUUCUGGUUGAGGUGGGCGCUUCUUUGGUUGGGUUUUGGAUCCUUAAGGAGACCUCUCUUAAAGAUAAAACAAAUUCAAGUGGGACCAAUAGCACCUAUGCAGUCAUUAUCACCGACACCAGCAGAUACUAUUUGUUUUAUAUUUAUGUGGGAGUAGCUGACACAUUUUUUGCCCUGGGAAUGCUCAGGGGCUUACCUCUGGUGCAUAUGCUAAUAUCAGUCUCCAAAAUUCUGCAUCACAAAAUGUUAUGCUCCGUUUUGAAAGCGCCUAUGUCAACCUUCAGCAAUUUGAAAGCAGGUGGAAUUCUGAACCGUUUCUCCAAAGACAUAGCAAUUCUAGAUGACCUUCUGCCACUUACAAUAUUUGACUUCAUCCAGUUAAUACUGAUUGUGGUUGGAGCUCUCACUGUAGUGUCAGCCUUACAACCAUAUAUCUUCCUGGCAACUGUGCCUGUGAUAAUAACCUUUAUUAUGCUAAGGGCAUAUUUCCUCCAGACCUCUCAGCAGCUAAAACAACUGGAAUCUGAAGCCAGGACUCCAAUUUUUGCUCAUCUUGUUACAAGCUUAAAGGGCCUGUGGACUCUACGAGCUUUUGGACGCCAACCGUACUUUGAGACCUUGUUCCACAAAGCUCUGAAUUUACACACAGCAAACUGGUUCCUAUACAUGUCUACACUCCGUUGGUUCCAAAUGAGAAUAGAAAUUGUUUUUGUCAUCUUCUUCUGUGUUGUGACCUUCAUCUCCAUUUUAACUACAGGUGAGGGAGAAGGACGAGUUGGAAUUCUUCUAACUUUAGCCAUGAAUAUCAUGAGUACCUUGCAGUGGGCUGUAAACUGCAGCAUAGAUAUGGACAGUUUGAUGCGGUCUGUGAGCAGAGUAUUUAAAUUCAUUGAUAUGCCAAGUGAAGAAUCCCUGCCUACCAAACCAACUAAAUCGAAGAAAAAUCAGCUUUCACAAGUUCUGAUCAUCGAGAAUGAGCAUGUAAAGAAAGAGAACAACUGGCCCUCUGGAGGUCAGAUGACUGUCAAAGACCUCACAGCCAAAUAUGGAGAUGGUGGGAAUGCCGUAUUAGAGAACAUUUCCUUCUCAAUAAGUUCUGGGCAAAGGGUGGGCCUCUUGGGAAGAACUGGUUCUGGAAAAAGCACCUUGUUAGCAGCUUUUUUAAGAUUACUGAACACAAAAGGAGACAUACAGAUUGAUGGUGUAUCUUGGGAUUCAGUACCCUUGCAGCAGUGGAGAAAGGCAUUUGGUGUAAUACCGCAGAAAGUAUUUAUAUUUUCUGGAACAUUUAGAAAAAACCUGGAUCCUUAUGGACAGUGGAGUGAUCAUGAAUUAUGGAAAGUUGCAGAUGAGGUGGGACUAAAGUCUGUGAUAGAGCAGUUUCCUGGCAAGCUGGAUUUUGUCCUUGUUGAUGCCGGUUGUGUUCUAAGCCAUGGCCACAAACAGCUGAUAUGUUUGGCUCGGUCUGUUCUUAGUAAGGCAAAAAUUUUGCUGCUGGAUGAACCAAGUGCUCAUCUGGAUCCUAUGACGUAUCAAGUCAUUCGAAGAGCCCUGAAGAAUGCUUUUGCCAACUGUACUGUAAUCCUCUCUGAACACAGGAUCGAAGCAAUGUUGGAGUGUCAGCGAUUUUUGGUCAUAGAAGAGAACAAAGUGCGGCAGUAUGAAUCGAUCCAAAAGCUGGUGACUGAGAAGAGUCUCUACAGGCAGGCCAUCAGUCACUCAGACAGGAUGAAGCUCUUCCCCCACCGGAACUCAAGCAGGCACAAGUCCCGAGCCACAAUCACUGCCCUGAAGGAAGAAACAGAAGAGGAGGUACAAGAAACCAGGCUCUAGAUAUUUACCAAUGCAAAUUCUUGCCAGGCUCACCUCACUCUUUGAAUUUUGUGCCUGGGAAAACUGUCAUGAAUAAUGUUCCAAAUUGAGAAAAAUGAAAGAAGGCUCCUCAUGAAACACUGUGUGUGAUUUUUGUGUGUGUGUGUG
Molecule: messenger RNA, 4679 nt
Organism: Phascolarctos cinereus (koala)
Lineage: Eukaryota; Metazoa; Chordata; Mammalia; Diprotodontia; Phascolarctidae
Source: RefSeq, a predicted model, not a curated record